Closterium sp. Naga37s-1 is the source of this 1404-nucleotide messenger RNA. The record is from the annotation of a GenBank genome assembly. NCBI's taxonomy places the organism in Eukaryota, Viridiplantae, Streptophyta, Zygnematophyceae, Desmidiales, Closteriaceae.
AUGUCCUGCAUCUUUGUGCUUGGGAUCCUUGCAGCCUAUGCCUUAGCCACGUAUUUUUCCCGUCCAAUUAUGGAGCUUGGAGAUGCUGCGGGCAAAUUAGCACGGGGUGAUUAUAGUGCAAGAGCGCAUGGGCGGCGAGGCUGCUUGAAGGACGAGAUUGAUGAGCUUUGCUGUGUGUUUAAUGACAUGGCAGAUCAGAUCUCCAGCGCUUACUCAACUUUGGAACAAAAGAACUGUGCUGUCUCCUCCACCAGCUGUGCGAAGCUGCUGCACCACAUCAAGAAGCAGAAUCUGCUCCAUCAGGACAACGCCGGAUGCCGACUUUCAGAAGGGAACUGCAGUAGCGGCGGAGCUGUGCAAGAGAUGGAGGAUCUCACUGGGUACUCCGAGUCCCCUGUGCCCGCUUGGCUCUUCUCUGGGCAGCAGGAAAAGGCCUCAGCAGAAGCAGAAGAAGAGCUUAACGCCAGUGUGCUCUCUUCAGGAACAGGGGGAAGUGCUUCGGAAAAAAGACCGGGCAGGAGUUCUGGUCAACAGCUUCAAUCAGUCCAAAGGGCAGAGUCACAAGCAGCUACAGCUGACAGUGGAGGAGUGGUGCGGCUGCAGAGAUGCGGCCUGGCACAGGCUUCCUGCUCUGCAACCGAAGUGACUUAUGAGUCAACUCAAAGGUCACCUAGAGCUGACAGUGGAGGAGUGAUGCGGCUUCAAAGGUGCGGGGAAACACAGGCUUCCUGCUCUGCAACGGAGGGGUGUCAACCCGAGCGUCGCGAGGAGGACUUGGCGCUGCCUGUGGUGUUGUUGACACCAGGAGGUCCUGACGACAAGCCCUUGUGUAAGGAACUCGGGGUGCAACUCUAUGUUCCUAAGCCUGUGAAGAGGAAAGUUCUUACGCGAAGAGUCAAGCAGGCAUUGAAGCUCCCCCUGCAGGACGGGCUCUCUGCCUCGAAUUCAAGUGCUUCAGAGGAGGCAUCGGCAUCAGCAGCGGCUGAAAGGAGUCUCAAGGUCCUGGUUGCGGAAGACAACAUUGUGAACCAGCGGGUAGCCAUGACCCUGUUGCGCAAGUGGGGGCACGAGGCGGUUCUGGCUAGUGACGGUGAAGAAGCCGUGGAGAAGGUUCAAGCCGAAGUAUUUGAUGUGAUACUAAUGGAUGUGCAAAUGCCUGUUUGCGAUGGCCUGCAAGCAACCAAGAGGAUUCGUGAAUACGAGUCCACAACGAAACGCCACACACCCAUCAUUGCUAUGACAGCACAAGCCCUUAUCGGAGAUGGAAUGAAGUGCAUCGAGGCAGGAAUGGAUUCGUACAUGAGCAAACCUUUGAACGCAUCCAAGCUGAAGGAUCUCUUGCGCCUUGUGUGUCAAUCACAUGUUCUUCCGAAGCCAACCAACGACUGCGCCCGAGAAUUCUAA